This is a messenger RNA of Symbiodinium natans, 1689 nucleotides long. Lineage: Eukaryota; Dinophyceae; Suessiales; Symbiodiniaceae. The record is from the annotation of a GenBank genome assembly.
AUGGAUGAGGACGCCAAGACGAUGAGGUGGUGUCCUGUCAUGCUCGUUGCUGCUGGGCCCGAGGCCCCGGGGUCCAGCCUUUCCGCUCUGGGCGGCGCGUCGUCAGAAGGUGAUGGCGAGGCUGGAUCGAGUUUCACGGAGGACGGCCGCUUGCAUGUAGCGACGUCCGGUCUCUGCUUUUGGGACAGCGAGUCCCCAACGGUAGCAGUGACGUCCGUGGCGCUGGUGGCACCGUUCCUGCGACGGUCCGCGUUGCCAGGGGAUCAACUCUGCCCGGUCAUGGACCCAGAGCUGGUUGCCACGACAGAGUUCUUUGCCGUCUUCCCCCCGGCCCAUGAGCCUACCAAUGUGGAGGCGACGCUUCUGGCCGCGGUGCCGCUGCCUGAAGCGGAGCGAGUGGCAGCAGCCAUGCAGGCCUCCCUGAACUUCCCGGCCACGCCUUCUACAAGUUCUGCAUCCACGCCCUGGAAGCCUCCGAUGCUAGGAAGCCUCGGCAUGGUUCUACUGCGUCUCGGAGCUCGGGUCCCAGGCCGGCUGCUACGACCGCUGGAGGAGGCCCGACUAUGUGCAGGCGACGCCGUGAGGCUGCUCUCAUCGCCCUUUGCCUUGCUGAAGGCAUCCCUCUUCCUGGGCAUGGAGACGAAAGGCUUCAUUGCCGCAGCUGAGGCCGGCGUUUUUGCUUUGCUGGAUGCCCGGCAGCUCCCGGGCGCCUGCGGCGGUGUUCUGGUCCGGGAGGCAGAUUCGGAACAGCCAGUGGCACUCAUGGCACCUCCCUUCGGUGUCAAAGGGCAGCGGUGGCCGCUCAACCCUGUGAUCCCUUUGAGCAGUAUCAUCUCUGCCUUUCUGGGCACGCUGAGUGCAAGGUUCCUGCCACGGGAUAUGCAGAGCAUCAGCAAGGCAGCGAGUGAGACAUCGGAUCUGCUUGGCCUCGCGCAAAAUGUCCUGUGCACGCUGACGAUCGUCCUCAACAGUCGAGAGGUGGCAGCGCCCGUGCUGCUCCUCUCGCCCUUCAGCCUUCUGGCGGGCCCCAAGCUCGCGAAGGCUCUGCAAGAGUCGGCGUCACCAGGGACGUCCCUGUCAGGCCGCCUCCUGUCGACGAGCUGUCACUUGGUACCGUGCGAGGUUCUUCGCUGCGUGGGCUCAGCGAUGCUGCUCCGCGUCGAGGGGCAUGCUGCCAAUCAGGCCAUCUCAUUUCGGAUGCGAGAUGCAGGCCAUGUUGAUGUCCAAGAGGGCUCGGAAGUCCUGGCUGUCGACUUGGAUGCAGCGGAAGGGCCGCAGCUGGCGCGUGGUUGCCUUCAGCGCUGGUUGGGCGCCCGGCACCGCGUGGCCCCAGCCGCGCUGCGGUUUGGCCUCCCAAAGUCUGGAGGACUGACCAGCGCCAAUGUGCUUCUGUCAAUUACAAGGCCUGGGCCUUGUCGCCCGCUGGGUUUGGUCCUGCGCGGCGUUGAGGAGGAGCUCGCAGACGUUCGGGUCCUGCCGCUGCAGUUCCGGGCCCUGUCCAUUCUUCAAUUUCAGGAGUUGCAGCUGCAGCUGCGCAGUGGCGCGCCGCAGGCAUCAAUUGAUUCUUGGCUCCACCGCUUCGACCUUUCCUGGUGCGAGCUGUGUCAGGCGGGUCCUGGCGUUUUCGAUUGGCAAGUGGAGGCACGCCCACGGCCCGUUCUGCGGCCAGCCUUAAGUGCAUCUCUUUGA